AAUCACGUGGGAAGGGCGCUCUGGCCAGACUCUAUGGUUGUGCGACGAUGAACCCGGAAGAAGGCAGGCGGGCGGGGGGCGCAGGCGUGAGGCUGGGGGUUGCCGCUGCCGAAUUCCUCUUGCUAUAACUGGUGAGGUACUGAGAAUUUCUGCUUGUGAUGGCAGAGGAUCAGGAGCUGACUCAGCCAUGCAAGACUCCCCUGGAGCCCUCCCUCCAGCAGUGCACCAGCAACACUUACCGCAGUGUAGAGCACUCCCAGUCCUUACUCAGCGGCCUGGUAGCUCUCCGAGAUAGUGGCAUCCUUUUUGAUGUAGUCCUGGUAGUGGAAGGGAAACCUAUUGAAGCUCAUCGGAUACUUCUAGCUGCGUCAUGUGACUAUUUCAGAGGAAUGUUUGCUGGUGGUCUAAGAGAGAUGGAACAGGAAGAGAUUCGUAUUCAUGGAGUCUCCUACAAUGCUAUGUGUAAAAUCCUGAACUUCAUAUACACCUCUGAACUGGAACUCAGCCUGAACAACGUGCAAGAAACGCUAACUGCCGCCUGCCAACUUCAGAUUCCAGAAGUCAUUAAGUUCUGUUGUGAUUUUCUCAUGUCCUGGGUGGAUGAGGAGAACAUCCUGGAUGUAUACAAAUUAGCUGACCUCUUUGACUUGAAUCAGUUGAGCGAGCAGCUGGACUCCUACAUUCUCAAAAACUUUGUAGCUUUCUCAAAGACAGAGAUAUACCGCCAGCUACCCCUGGAGAAGGUCUACUCUCUACUGAGCAGCAACCUCUUGGAGGUCAACUGUGAGAAUGAGGUUUAUGAAGGGGUGCUUCUGUAUCAUUACACCCUAGAACAGGUAGAGACAGAUCAGGUCUCACUGAUGGAGCCUCCUAAGCUACUGGAAACAGUCCGCUUCCCCCUGAUGGAGCUCCAGAUCCUGCAAAGGCUCCAUGACAAAUUAAGCCCAUGUCCAUUAAGAGAGACUGUAGCCGAUGCACUAAUGUACCACAAGAAUGAAUGUCUUCAGCCCAUGCUUCAAACCUCACAGACACAGGUGAGGUCAGAGUUCCACUGUGUAGUGGGCUUUGGAGGGAUGCACUCCACUCCAUCCACAGCCCUCAGUGACCAAGCCAAGUUCUUGAACCCCAUAUUGGGAGAGUGGAGGCACUUUACUGCUGCAUUAGCCCCCAGAAUGUCCAACCAAGGAAUCGCUGUUUUCAACAACUUUGUAUACUUGAUUGGGGGAGAUAACAACGUACGAGGUUUUCGAGCAGAGUCCAGGUGUUGGAGGUAUGACCCACGACACAACAAAUGGUUCCAGAUCCAGUCCCUGCAGCAAGAGCAUGCUGACCUCUGUGUCUGUGUUGUGGACAAAUAUAUAUAUGCUGUCGCAGGGCGAGAUUAUCAUGAAGACCUAAGGGAAGUAGAGAGGUAUGAUCCAAAAACCAACACGUGGGAAUACAUGGCACCGCUGAGGAAGGAGGUGUAUGCACAUGCUGGAGCAGCACUGGAUGGAAAGAUGUAUAUUACAUGUGGGAGGAGAGGAGAUGAUUAUUUGAAGGAACUACACUGUUAUGAUCCAGGGGCUGACCGCUGGGACAGCUUAGCUGAUGGUCCAGUCAGACGUGCCUGGCAUGGGAUGGCUGCACUUCUGGGAAAGCUGUACGUGAUUGGAGGUAGCAACAAUGACUCUGGCUAUAGGAGAGAUGUUCACCAGGUUGCCUGCUAUAGCACAAGCACUGAUCAGUGGACAAAUGUAUGCCCUCUACCUGCAGGGCAUGGAGAGCCAGAAGCUGAACUGCCUUUAUAACUUCUUUGCUGCUGAUUUAAUCAUCCUGUUGUUCGCGUUCCUAUAAGACAGAGACUUGAUGGUUUUUAAAAGAUGAUUUUGAAAUCAAGGAGAUGCUGAGCCUGGAGCCUAUGGAUGCAUUUACUGUAAGUAUUGUCAUGCCGAUCAGGCUGCUAAAGCCCAACAAUAAUAUUUUCUGUUAUGUUAAAGUAGGUAACAUAAAUGUUAUAUGGUACUUUCAUUGAAGUCCUAGUUAUUUAACACAACCUAUGGCCCUACAGUUUGCAUUUCGGCUGGAUUUGCAGUUAGUGGAUUUGUUUACAGAACUAUUUUAGAAGCUCAUACUUGGAAGAGAAGUGGUUGUUGCUGCUUCUGUGUUUGUUUCAGAAGAACUGUUUCCCCCUUCUUACCCCCCCAAAAUCCAACUUUUAAAAUUGAAAUAUCCCUUUUCAGUCUCUGAAAACCAAAACUUUAAAAGUUUUAAAAAAACAAAAACUAAAACCAAUCACUCUCCUUUAAACCAAAGUGUUUUGAGUGUUUGCUGCCAAAAUGGUAAAUUUCAUCUCACUCCCUGCUGACAGGCCUAGACAACAAGCAGUGGUAGGGCUAUAAUAGUGCAUAGAUUUAACUCCCAGCUCUAGUAGCUGAUCUUGGACAAGUCAUCCCCUCUCUAUCUCUGUUUAAAUCCAGAUUGGAUCUUUUAUAAAAAGAUAUGCUCUAGUUUAGCCACAGCUAUUGGACUUGAAGCAGGAGUUAUUUUAAAGGGAAGUCCAAUGGCCUGUGUUUAUGCAGGAGGUCAGACCAGAUGAACAUAAUUGCUUUAAAAAUCUGUUAGAUUUUUAAAUCCUCCUUUGUAUGGGAAGUUGUGUUCUCUGGAACUCCUCCAAAGAAGCAAGUUAGAAGUUAGCUCAGCUAUAUGCAGUAUUAAAAUUGCAGCAUAGUUCCUGUCCCAGCCAUUCAGCAUUUGUACGAAGUAAAGAUGUUACUACCUAGACCAAAAAUUGUUAUAAUAAAAUUUACUGUUUACUGUUGACAGCUUUGCUUCAGUUCCUCUUUUAACCUGGUGGUAUCCAAAGAAAGCGGGAGCAGUUUCUGUAUAACUGGCUUGCUAAAUUUACUUUCUAGUAAAUCAAACUGUAACAAAGGGAAAAACAUCCAGUAAAAUUUUAAUAGGAACUCUUCACUGCUGUCUUUUCUGUUCCAGGCUAUACCGCUAAAUUGUUGUGGCCUUGGACAAGUCACUUAAAUUCUCUAUGUUGUUUUCUCCAUUUGUUUAAAUGGAGCUACUAAUACUUGCCUACCUUACAGUGAUGAAGCUUAAUUUAUUAAUGUUUGUAAAACAGCUUUCAGUAAUUUUUUCAUCCCAAAGUCUCAAAAGUAUUGAUAUAGUAGCAGUAUUUAUAGCUACACAAAUUAUUAUAUUUAGCAUGUGAUAGUGUUUAAUCAUAGAAUAUCAGGGUUGGAAGGGACCUCAGGAGGUCAUCUAGUCCAACCCACUGCUCAAAGCGGGACCAAUCCCCAGUUUUUGCCCCAGAUCCCUAAAUGGCCCCCUCAAGGAUUGAGCUCACAACCCUGGGUUUAGCAGGCCAAUGCUCAAACCACUGAACUAUCCCUCCCCCCUAAUCUCCAUUUCAGCUGUAUCACACUGAGAGGACUAAACCCAUCUUCAAAUGGUGUAAGGCAAUUUUAUGAGCUUCUCAGUCCAACCUAAACUAUCCGUACAUGAAUGAAACAAAGAUUCUGAAUAGACAAAUGUGAACUCUUAAACCAUUAGGAGUUGAAGCAUGACACAUAGGUAACUUUUUUUAGAAAUGUAGGAAAUGUUUUUGCAUGUAUAGGCAGCUUCAAAAUGGCAUUUUUCACUUCCAGGCCUAAUCAUUUCUGUUAGUACUGCUGUAUGCCAUUAAACAGCUGUUGUUUUCUAUCCUAGAUAUGGUUGUAUUUCUGUGGUUGGUGAAGUGUUACCAAUACACAAAGUUAGUGGUGUACUUUGGGAAGAUUUCAUAUUAAAGGUGUUGUGUGAUUCUAUAUUUGAAAUAAGGUUUUGAAUUUCACAUAUGAUCCCCAAAACUGGCAAUUCUAUAUGUAUGAAUAGUAAGCUUUGAAUUCCUCCUGGACAAUUACAAGUUCACAGUUGUACCUUAGAUACCUAGAAACAUUCUGUCUAAUUUGCAAUAAAAUCUCCGAUUUUACCUGUGACCUUGAUAUCACAAUCUGGCCAUUCCUUGUAAGUGCGUUUCUUGGACAAUAUUUUUUAAAAUAGGGCCUGAUUUAAAUCUUCCAUAUUAAACCAUGUGGACAAUGUUAAGGGUCUAAAACUUAAACCCCAUUUCCCAUCCCAGACUUUUUAGAUUUUGCACCAUUUGUCAAUGUAGGAUAUAAACACUUGGUGAAAUUGCCAGAUGUUGCAACGCAGUUCUUAGGAGCAGGGUUUAGAGAGAAAGAAGAUACUAACGUUGGAGUGAGUCCUGCAGAAAGGGUCCAAUGUAGGAACUACAAAAUUAUUGUCCCAAGUCUCUUUGUUCAUUUUAAAUGUUUCAGAUUUAAAAGAAUUACAUUGUGUUUUUGGUCUCUUUUGGGUUUUUUUAACUCCUUCUCGUGUGUGUGUGUGUGUGUGUGUGUGUGUGUGUUGAUUAGUGUUUCCAACUCUCCUGAAUUUGAGUAGGGUAAUUUUGGCUCCUGCUGCAGGAGCUCUAUCUAGCUGCUGGUACAGAGUUUCCAGCGUCUCCCCAAAAUUCUAAUUGUGGUCCCCAUGUCUGCCUGUUCGUCCAGUCCCACCUUUGUUUCAGCUCCAGGUGUUCUUCACUCCCCUCUCCUCUUCCCAGCUCUGAGGAUGUUGAUUAUAGGGAGGAACACAAGGGCCAACCCAUUUUUCACAGGAGAGGAGUAAGCAAGGUCCUCAGUUGCCAGACUUCCUUUUCUCCUUGCCUCUAGAUGUUUGAGAACUGCUGCUCGAACUAUGGGUCGUGACCCCGUUUUAAUGGGGUCACCAAGGCUGGCAUUAUACUUGCUGGGGCUGAAGCGUGAGCCCCACCACUUCGGGCCGGGGUUGAAGCCCAAGAGCUUCAGCCCUGGGUGGCGGGACUACAGACCCCCUGCCUGGGGCUGAAGCCCCUCGGUUUUGGCCCUCCUACACUAGGGGCAGUGGGGCUCAGACUUUGGCCUUGGGUCCCCUGCCUGGGGCAGCGGGCUCAGGCAGGCUCAGGUCUUAGUCCUCCUCCUGAGGUUGUGUAGUAAUUUUUGUUGUCGGAAGUGGGUCUUAGUGCAAUGAAGUUUGAGAACCUCUGUGCUAGAGUAAUGCAAAUAAUAAUGGUGUCAGCUGGUCCAUCCCUACCCAAAAAAUCCUCUUGAUUUCUGAAGGGGAGGGGGAAGAGCUCUGUCUGCCUUCUGCAACAGCUGCUCUUCCCUAGGAGGUGGGCCAGGGAGGAAGGCAGCUAAUUAGAGUGGGGGUGUUUGGCCCUCUGGCAAAGCUGAAAUUUACUAGAGGACUGAACCUUCUGGCAUGGCUCCAGCCCCAGCCAAAAUAGCAUAGACUUGUGAGCGUUGGCAGCAUUUGUUUAAAUUUUUGUUUAUCUGUAACUGUAAUGGCUCAUUUUUGGACCCUGUCAGGGAUUCUCCAGGGCUGGCUUCUGUUUUGGUAUCAGCGCCUUCCUGUCACUGUGCAGAAUAGGAGGUUGUGCUGGGCCAGCAUGCCCAUCACAACUGUCUAGCUAAUGUGAAGCGGCCAAUCCCAUGGAGCUGGUGCACCUAGCAAUAUGCUGGGACUAUGGGAGUGGAGGGAAAAGGCUGCACUUGAAGCGGGAACAUACUGGUUGGUUAAUAAUCUCUUCUUGCUCCUAUUCAAACCUCAGGCAGAAUGUCAUGAGUCAGGCUGGUUUGCCCUAUCUUUUGUUAGAACCACCUUGAUGUUGAAAGUUUCUGUGGCUCAUAGGAAUGGCACUUUGAGUUGGGAGCUGCUAAGAGGAGCUGUUUUCAAGGGGUGCCUGCCUCUUGGAGGAACACAGCAGAUCUUGUUUUGCCUGCUUAUAUGACUUUUUUGUGAUCCUUGCACUAUUCAGUGUUUUUCUAAAAUCCCCAGUUCAUGGAGUCAUGUUACUAUGUUAGCCUCUCAGCCUUCAUUUAAAAAAGAAGUUUCUAAAGAAAAUAUUGCAAAUGCGAAUGCUUUAAAGAGCUGAAGGCCAAUAAACAAAUCCAAAAUUUGUUUUAAAAUACUUAAGUCAGUCUUGAUGUUUGGGGAGGCCUGACUCUUGGCUUUUGAAGGUUGGUAAUAUUGUGGCGGGGAGGGUUUUUAU
Molecule: messenger RNA, 6061 nt
Organism: Chelonia mydas (Green sea turtle)
Lineage: Eukaryota; Metazoa; Chordata; Testudines; Cheloniidae
Gene: KLHL22
Product: kelch like family member 22
Exons: 8
Coding region: 159-1790 (543 amino acids)
Biological process (GO): positive regulation of TORC1 signaling; cell division; proteasome-mediated ubiquitin-dependent protein catabolic process
Cellular component (GO): nucleus; mitotic spindle; Cul3-RING ubiquitin ligase complex
Molecular function (GO): protein binding
Source: RefSeq, a predicted model, not a curated record